AUGACCUCUUUGCAACCGCCCUCGCCCGCGAAGGCCAACACAAACACCUUUGUCCACAAACUACACAACAUGGUGAUCGAUAAGCAGUAUCAGCAUUUGAUUGCGUGGAACUACACAGGAACGUCGUUCAUUGUUUGCAACAUUAUGGAGUUCUCAAGAGAUGUUCUCCCAAAACACUUCAAGCACAACAAUUUUUCGAGCUUUGUGAGGCAGCUUAACAUGUAUGGCUUCCACAAGGUCAACAAAUCCCCUCGAGGACAUCGAACGCUGGCCGAGAACCAGAUCUGGGAGUUUUCACACCAAAAGUUUCUCAGAGGGCGCCAGGAUCUGUUGGACGAUAUCAAGCGCAAGGCCAUGGAGUCGGACUCGAUGAGACGGGAUGGGGGAGACCUGCCCCAGCAUAUGGCCGUGAUCCAGGCAUCGCAGACGGAGCUCCUACAGCAGAUCACGCAGCUCCAGGAGAACUUUGGCGAGGUCGUCCGAGAGUUGGGAGACACGCGUCGCAAGCAGGCGGCACAGCAGCAGGUCCUCAAGAGCCUGUUGGAGUAUAUUCAAAAGACCACAGGUGGCCAGCGUAAGUUGUAUUAUAUGCCUGCCGCCGCAACGUAUACAAUAUGGUGGUCUCUAUCAAAUUCGUUCUAA
This is a messenger RNA of Gamsiella multidivaricata, 642 nucleotides long. RefSeq names its product HSF-type DNA-binding-domain-containing protein. Gene Ontology annotation, biological process: regulation of DNA-templated transcription. Lineage: Eukaryota; Fungi; Mortierellomycota; Mortierellomycetes; Mortierellales; Mortierellaceae. The coding region runs from base 1 to 642 and encodes 213 amino acids. The record is from RefSeq and is a predicted model, not a curated record. The transcript is spliced from 3 exons. Gene Ontology annotation, molecular function: DNA-binding transcription factor activity; sequence-specific DNA binding.